Paramuricea clavata is the source of this 603-nucleotide messenger RNA. Lineage: Eukaryota; Metazoa; Cnidaria; Anthozoa; Malacalcyonacea; Plexauridae. The record is from the annotation of a GenBank genome assembly.
AUGGUGGCAUUUUACACAUUGACAAAAGGUGAACAUCCCUUUGGAGAAGAACCUGACCGACUUCGCAACUUACUUGAUGGUAACGCAGUCUAUUUGGUUAAGUUGAAAGAUACUGCCGCAAAAAAUUUAAUAUCCUGGAUGCUGAGCCACGAUCCCAAAGAUAGACCGUCCGCUGAAGAAGCGCUAAAACACCCUUACCUUCAGUCACAGAAACAGCAGUUCGAAAUGUUGUGCAAAAUAGGAAACCAGCCUGAGAUCAAGACACGGGAUGCCAAAUUAGAUGUCGUGCGAACGUUGAACAGCGAUCCCAAAGAUUGGAGAUCUCAGAUGGAUGCCCAUGUUCUGAAGUAUUUAAGCACUGAUUAUUUGAAGGGGAAAACAUUUCGUUAUACGCCAUUGUGGACGGACUGUUUACGACUUAUCCGAAAUGUCAAGGAAUACUGGAAUGACCGUCCAAGGCCGCGACCAGAAGUAUUUUAUGUAGUGGGCGAUCCCCAAGAGUACUUCCUUAAUCUCUUCCCCAAUCUUCCUGUCGUGGUGCACACAAUUGUGAGGUCAUGUGAUUGGAAAGAACGAUCUGACCUUGAGCAGUACUUCAAAUAG